Messenger RNA from Monomorium pharaonis (pharaoh ant), 1645 nucleotides. RefSeq names its product venom acid phosphatase Acph-1 (gene Acph-1). Gene Ontology annotation, biological process: dephosphorylation. The transcript is spliced from 7 exons. The record is from RefSeq and is a predicted model, not a curated record. Lineage: Eukaryota; Metazoa; Arthropoda; Insecta; Hymenoptera; Formicidae. Gene Ontology annotation, molecular function: phosphatase activity. The coding region runs from base 237 to 1466 and encodes 409 amino acids.
CCGAUAAAAUGACUCGGACAGGAAGUGCAGUAUGGUGGGGUAUAAGCUCUUACACCUUAAAAGCAUUACGUGCUAUGAUAAAUAGCCAGUAUUCAAAUAAUCCUUGCGAUAGUUCGACAGAUUUUGUUGAUUCAACUUUAAAGUGUCAGUUAAUAAAAACAUUGAAGAUUCUAAACUAAUUUUCGAAGAUUGUGAUUUGAUUAACUGUUACAAAUAUACAUUUAGACGCCAGCGACAUGGUGUUGCGUCACAUUUUUAAUAAUUAUCUAUUAAUUGCUAUUAUCAGUCUGAAUGCAAUUUUGAUCGCAGCUGUGCCUUCUGAGCUUAAAUUAAUUAAUGUGGUGUUCAGACAUGGCGAUCGGACACCGGAUAACAACGGUCGCGAAAUGUUCCCGAAUGAUCCGUAUAUAAAUUAUUCCUUCUAUCCGACAGGCCUCGGACAAUUGACCAUAGAGGGUAAAAAACACGAAUAUAGAUUGGGAAAAUUUUUACGCUCCAGAUACAAUGACUUUCUCGGUGGUUUAUACACGCCAAAUCUUGCUGUAGCUCGUAGCUCAGAUUUCGAAAGGACAAAAGUAUCUCUGCAACUUGUUCUCGCUAGCUUGUUCCCGCCGAAAAAUGUACAACGAUGGAAUCCCAUUUUAAAUUGGCAACCAAUUCCAACGUCAUAUACACCACGUAUUGAUGACAAUAUUAUUUUAGCCGAUGAGUGUCCGCAGUUCCUCGAAGAAUACGAUCGAAUACUGAGCUCACCCAAAGGGCAAGCAACGAUCGUCCAAUUCAAGGAACUGAUGGGUAACCUGACAAAAUUGACUGGUAAAAAGAUAAAGACAGUAGAGGAUCUUUACUAUCUCUAUCAGACUUUUGCAGCUGAGUCUUCCUUGGGAUUGCCUCUUCCCGAAUGGGCGUACGACUAUUUUCCUUAUGGAUCAUUGUUCGAUGGAAUUGUGGCCUCAUACAAUCUUAGUAACUUCACUCCUUUAAUAAGGAGGCUGUAUGCCGGCCCGAUGAUCCGUGCAAUGACGGACAACAUGAUAGCUACACAAAAUCCAACCGCUGCGUCGAAAACAAAGAUUUAUUUAUAUAGUGGUCACGAAACCAACAUCGCGGGUAUGUUGCAUGCGUUUGGCGUGUACAAGCCUCAUGUACCUGAGUAUUCAAGCGCUGUUAUCCUAGAGCUGCAGCAAAUCGGUCAGGAAUACUACGUAAAGCUCGUGUAUUAUCAAGGCAUUCCACCGACCGUCAAAGAGCUCAAAAUCCCAGGUUGUGACGUACUGUGUCCCUUCGACAAGUAUCUGGACCUAAUUGAGAACUUGAUCCCGUCCGACGAGGAGAUGAUUUGCGACAAGAGGCAGACUCCGAGUUACGCCGGUGUGGAGUAUCCUAUCGGCUUGCAGAAUAUCCUGGCGAACCUAAUUAAGAGAUCGCCAAUCGAGAAGAGUGCUCAGCCACGCGUGUCUUACUAAUUGACUAAUAAAUAAGUCGUAAAGAUUGUGAAUGCUUGCCCUUUGUGCUAUGAAUAUUGCAAUAUUUUCUCCAUGGAAUCGUUUCUUUUCAUGUUUAUUUAUUCAAAUGCCAUUAAAUAUAUGUACUGAAACAUUGCAAAAUAACUAGAAUAAGAAUAUAUCACGUUUUAUAAAAAGUA